AUGCUGCCAAAGAAAAACACAGGAUAUGAUUUUAAUGAAAUUGCUAUGAAGGCUGUUUCCAUGCAAUUAUCGAAAUUGGAGGCCAUGGGAGAUGCCAUUGCAGAAAAGAUGUCAAAUAUUAACAGCAGUAAUAAUUACACUUGUAAAAAAUCUUCUCCGGUUGUCGAGGAUGUUUCCAUAGAUCCCAUUGAAAUAGUGGAACAUUUGGAUGCAUUUGAAAAUAAAUUAAAAGACAAAGAUUUAAUGAGUUUUACUCAUAAAAACUGCGAGGAUUUUUUUAAAAAUGUAAUAAGAAACUCGACCAGAAGAAGCAAAAGCGAUUUGUUAAGAACAUCAGCUAUUAAAAAAAGGUCCAAAAAACAUGCCCAAAAUGAAUCAAAAGAAAAUGAAACGAAAGAAACUGAUAAAAAUAAUAUUGCUGAAGAAGCAUUUUUAGAUGAAGAUAACGAGAUGGAAGAGCAAAAUAACUCCAUAUAA
Brassicogethes aeneus is the source of this 477-nucleotide messenger RNA. NCBI's taxonomy places the organism in Eukaryota, Metazoa, Arthropoda, Insecta, Coleoptera, Nitidulidae. The record is from the annotation of a GenBank genome assembly.